AUGAUAUAUCAGCUAACUCCCGAAGCUCCAAAGGGUAAGAAGAAUGUAAGAACCAAAGCAGAAUUUAUUGAAAAGAUUCAAAGCUCUACUACUGAAAGAAAAAUGGAGAAAAAGAACAAAGAAAUGGAGUUUCGGGAACGAAAGAAGGAUUCAUCUAAAUAUGAAGAUGGAGAGGCAAAAAAGAUUUUAAGUGGAAAGCACAGAGCAUCUUUAAGCAGUUCUGUAAAGUCUCCAUCUGUUUGUGAGGAUUUUGAGACUUGUAGUGCAGAUGAUUCAAUUAUAUAUCGACGACAUUCAUCUAGUUCCUAUUCCAGCACUUGUAUGAGUCCUAGGCGGCUUAGUGAUGUAGAUUCAGGUGGCACACAAAACACUGCAAGGACUUCACUAAUAGUAGAAAAGGGAAACAAAACUUCAGAUGAUAAUAAAACACAAACAUCAGACACAUUUAUGGCCGAUCCUAUAAAUAUAACUAACAGUGAAAUUAUUAAUAGGGAUGAUUGCUUAACUAUUAAGGAAAAGCUUAACUCAAAAUUAUCCCUUGCCUUAAAUAAACGAUAA
This is a messenger RNA of Parnassius apollo (apollo), 558 nucleotides long. NCBI's taxonomy places the organism in Eukaryota, Metazoa, Arthropoda, Insecta, Lepidoptera, Papilionidae. The record is from the annotation of a GenBank genome assembly.